Messenger RNA from Danaus chrysippus (African queen), 966 nucleotides. Lineage: Eukaryota; Metazoa; Arthropoda; Insecta; Lepidoptera; Nymphalidae. The record is from the annotation of a GenBank genome assembly.
AUGGAUAAGACAAUUUUAGUCAUUCCACUGACUAUCUUUAUAAUUGCCACUAUUUAUUGCGAUAUUAUAGAAUCGUCAAACGAAGACUGUAUAUCAAAAUUUACAAAUGGUACCUGUGUGAAUGUAAGCGAUUGCCCGUAUGCGUUGACGUUGAUAUAUAAACGUGAUGUUGACAAACUAUCAAAUCUCACUUGUGGAUUCAAUAAGAACCAACCUAUGGUGUGUUGUCCCCAACAAGACUUACCUAUAUUGUACGAUACAAAAGAGGAACCGGCUACAAAUAGACCAAAACCAAUGAAUUUGAAACCGGUAGCAACAACCACUUUUAGUCCUCACAUAGAAACAAAGAACGAUAGCUCUAAUGUAUUACCAAACAAAACAAUUUGUGGUAAAGUAAAUAAUAAGGGCGUCACUGACAGAAUCGUUGGUGGAUCAGUUGUUGAAAUUGAUGAACAUCCCUGGUUAGCUCGUGUGCAACAUAAAUUAGGUGACGAUAUAAUUUUUGGUUGUGCAGCUGCACUUAUCUCGAAUAUAUAUCUUCUUACGGCAGCACAUUGCGUACAAAAUCCCAAGCUUAUUCCUUAUAAUGGAAAAAUUAAUCCUAAUAAUGACAUCGCCCUGAUUCGUUUAAGAGAACCAGUGACUUUUACAGAGGAGGAAUCUGUUUUAAAACGCAAAGUAGAACUGAAUGCUGUGCCCAUAGAAAUUUGUCGAAAUUAUCUAGACGUGGCACCGGAAGCUGAGCCAAAUAUAAUUUGCGUUGGAGGUAAAAAAGGAAAAGAUACAUGCAGUGGAGAUUCAGGGGGACCAUUGGUAAAAAUAGAAUCAGAAAAUUAUGAAGAAAAUUGGUAUAUGUUUGGAAUAACCAGCUUGGGCUUUAGGGAAUGUGGCCUUGAAGGUAUACCAGGAAUUUAUACAAGAGUCUCCUCGUACAUGGAUUGGAUUCUUGAUAACGUCAAAGAAUGA